AUGAAAAAUAAGGAUGCUGAAUCAACGAACACUGCUCUCUGCGAGGUGUUCAAAUUAUGGGGACUGCCGCGUGUUAUACAAAGCGACAAUGGACCCCCAUUUAAGAGUACGGCUUUUAUAAGCUUCUGGGAAACAAAAGGAGUGCGAAUUAAUAAAUCGAUUCCACUCAGUCCACAGUCGAACGGAUUAGUUGAACGGCACAAUCAAGCUGUAAUUAAAGCUGUAUCAGCAGCGAAAUUAGAUAGCGUUAACUGGAGGAUGGCAUUAAAUAAGUAUGUGCACCAUCAUAAUACUUUGAUCCCACACUCACGCCUCAAUGUCACCCCGUUCGAGUUGAUGGUGGGAAGAAAAUUUCGUGGAACAUUUCCAAGUUUAUGGAAUGAUUUCAAUAGGAAAACUUUAGAUCGCACUGAUAUAAGAGAGAAAGAUGCUGCAGCUAAACUGGCUAGUAAGCAAUAUGCCGAUUCGGCUAGAGGAGCCAAGGAAUCAUCAGUUCAGAUUGGAGACAAAGUAUAUCUCGCAAAAGAAAGAAAAUCCAAAAUUGAUCCUACCUUCUCUUCGGAGCGAUUCCAAGUUGUAGCACGUCAUGGAGCAAAGGUUGUGGUGAUGAGUCCGACUGGAGUUGAGUAUGAGCGCAAUGUUCGAGAUGUUCAGAAAGUUGAUUGGAGUAACAUGCCUGACGGGGACGAAACAACGGAACAGCGAAUCCCGGAUUUAGCAGCUAGAGGUUCCAGCCCUGAAGGUUCAGUCCGGGCUCAACGCAUCACUAGAAGACCGGCAAGAUUUGGGGAUCAAUUUGUGUACUCCAUAUUCAACUGA
Messenger RNA from Uranotaenia lowii, 819 nucleotides. RefSeq lists its product as uncharacterized. Gene Ontology annotation, biological process: DNA integration. Bases 1 to 819 code for a protein of 272 amino acids. Gene Ontology annotation, molecular function: nucleic acid binding. The transcript has a single exon. The record is from RefSeq and is a predicted model, not a curated record. Lineage: Eukaryota; Metazoa; Arthropoda; Insecta; Diptera; Culicidae.